This is a messenger RNA of Parasteatoda tepidariorum (common house spider), 1206 nucleotides long. The record is from RefSeq and is a predicted model, not a curated record. Lineage: Eukaryota; Metazoa; Arthropoda; Arachnida; Araneae; Theridiidae.
AUGGCUGAAAAUGAAAUGGUGGUCAGUUCCGCACACCAAUACAAAAACAGCGGAACACCUUUAGUACCAUUUGAACACGCUCAGUACUUCAUGAUAGCUUUGACAAAUCCCACAGUACCUAAUACGUCAUUUAGUAAAGUUUCUCCAUUUUUGAUACAUAAGGCUCUUCUUUCUCUUCUAGGAGAAGUAGCCUCAGUUAAAAAAUUACGUUCAGGUGACUUGUUAGUUCAAGUCUCAUCCGAGAAACAAGCUACUACACUGUCUACUUGUACAAACAUAUGCUCGUUCUCUGUUAAUAUUACUCCUCAUAGAACUUUAAACACCUCACGAGGCGUUAUAUCACAGUCUGAAUUUAUCAAUGAUACCGAAGAAAAUAUUGUAGAGGAAUUGCGUGACCAACACGUUAUUGCUGUUCGAAGAAUAAAGAUUCGUCGAGAUGGUCAACUUAUCCCGACAAAACAUCUCAUUCUUACCUUUGCUACUCCAAACUUACCAUCUGCCGUCAAGCUUGCCUGGUAUAACUGCCCGGUUAGACCAUAUGUGCCAAACCCUUUGAGAUGCUUCCAAUGUCAAAGGUUUGGACAUUCAAAGGCAUCUUGUCGAAGCAAGCCCAUCUGUGCCCGCUGUUCUAGCAGUGACCAUGCUGAUACAACCUGUGAGUUACCGCCCCAUUGCGUCAACUGCAAUGGUGACCACGCGGCCUACUCCAGGAAUUGUACAAAAUGGUCACAGGAAAAGGAAAUUCAGUCCGUCAAAGUUUUGCAGAAUGUGACUUUCAAUGAGGCACGCCGAAUAGUAACCGCCCGAACCCCACGUCCAGGCGUGUCCUAUUCUGCGGCUAUAAAGGUAACCAAAUGCUCUGUCAGUACGCAAACGAACCUUCCACCUUUGCCUUCUACAUCUCAUCAGGUUAAAAAUACUGCUCAAAAAUCGAAAUUUAACUUUAAUGCACCAUCAAACAGAACAACAUCUCCUCCUCCUAAAAAAACUUCUAAAAUUGACAACUCAGAAAAAACCUCACCUUUCCCCAAGCAGCUCAUAUCAACAAAAAUACCCCUAAGUAAAAAACCUGGCAUAUCUCGGAAGAAGAAAGAUCCUAAGUACAAUCAGUACGUCAACCAAUCAACUUCUGGUGCUCCGAAGAAGAUGGAUCUUGACGUAGAAUUGUCCCUUCACCCUUCCGACGAUGAAUUCAUACUUGACUGA